CGGUACACACCGAAAAAUGUUCAUACUGAAAUUGCUUGACUCAAGCCAACGGUGUGUCAGCGGCAAAACGAUUCUUUCUUUUCUUUGACGUUCUCGAAGAAGUAAAGUUGUGUCUCAUUUUGCAUUACACGUUUCGUGUCAAAAAAUACAGACUUAAAAAUGCGUUACGUGGCUGCAUACUUAUUGGCUGUCCUCGGUGGCAAAGAAUCGCCGUCGAACGCAGAUAUUGAAAAAAUCCUCAGCUCCGUUGGUAUCGAAGCCGAUGGCACCAAAUUGAGCAAAGUCGUUGCUGACCUUAAAGGCAAGAGCAUCGAAGAUUUGAUCAAGGAAGGACGCGAAAAAUUGUCCUCAAUGCCAGUUGGUGGUGGUGCUGCUGUUGCUGCCGCUCCAGCUGCCGGUGCUGCACCAGCUGCUGAAGCCAAGGCUGACAAAAAAGAGGAAAAGAAGGAAGAAUCAGAAGAAGAGGAUGAUGACAUGGGCUUCGGUCUUUUCGAAUAAAUCAAAAACCCUUCGAUUGUAUUCAAUUCGUUUUUCGCAUCUGAUGCGGGUGAUUUUUACACAAUAACCAUCGUGUGUAAAAUAAUAAGUAUGUUGUAAUUAAUGCCAUCGUCAACAAACAAAAAAUGAAGGAUUCGAAAACACGGAUUAUUUCUAUGAAAUAAUUUUCAUAAAAUAAAAUUUUCCGAAAAACACACAAAAAAAAACAAA
This is a messenger RNA of Sitodiplosis mosellana (orange wheat blossom midge), 708 nucleotides long. It is a transcript of the gene RpLP2, whose product is annotated as 60S acidic ribosomal protein P2. The coding region runs from base 160 to 498 and encodes 112 amino acids. Gene Ontology annotation, cellular component: ribosome; cytosolic large ribosomal subunit. Gene Ontology annotation, molecular function: structural constituent of ribosome. The record is from RefSeq and is a predicted model, not a curated record. The transcript is spliced from 3 exons. Gene Ontology annotation, biological process: cytoplasmic translational elongation. Lineage: Eukaryota; Metazoa; Arthropoda; Insecta; Diptera; Cecidomyiidae.